Ceratina calcarata is the source of this 2168-nucleotide messenger RNA. RefSeq names its product phospholipase B domain containing lamina ancestor (gene lama). Bases 348 to 1970 code for a protein of 540 amino acids. Gene Ontology annotation, molecular function: glycerophospholipase activity. The record is from RefSeq and is a predicted model, not a curated record. Gene Ontology annotation, biological process: phospholipid catabolic process. Gene Ontology annotation, cellular component: extracellular region. NCBI's taxonomy places the organism in Eukaryota, Metazoa, Arthropoda, Insecta, Hymenoptera, Apidae. The transcript has 7 exons.
GAAAUUGCCUCGGCGAUUCAGUACAGUCAGUAGAGAAGCAGCUCGCGCCUGGAUUUCAGUGUCGGAGCAACUGGUCCACGUCGUUAAGCCGCGGCAAACAAAAAUUCACGCGAAAGGAAUGUAAUCUCCGCACGAAUGACCGAUCUCUUACCCGUGUACGACGCGCUGCAAUACAGAUAAUCAUCGAUCACCCACUGACCAGGGGACAAGCGCGUAUCGGCAGCUAUUAAAGCGCCUGUAGAAGCCGGAGACCAGGCGUCUGUAAUCGAUGGGUUGAGAACGCGAAAUUCGUGCUUUUCAGCUUUCUUCUCUUCUUGUAACCAAGGUGUAUAGCUUACCGAUGAGCCAUGCUGAAGGUAGUAGGAGCCUCCUGGCUGCAGACACGCAUCUCCACUUACAUUCUCAUCGCCGUAGCUCUACUGGGAGUUGGUGCUAUAAUUUUCGGUGAAUUCGGACAUGUCGAACAAGAUGGUACUUAUUCGGCCACCGUAUCGUGGAACCGUAAAGGAGGGUACCGUAUUGACUUUUGGGGCCAAGGCAAUGAUCUAUCUGCCGUGCCAUUUCACGCUGCCCGAGCGUAUUAUAAAACUGGGAUUUUCGAGCAUGGAUGGUCUUACAUAGAAAUAGAAACAUCGUCAAAAUAUCCGGAUACCGUGCAAGCUUACGCCGCCGGGCUGCUGGAAGGCAGCCUCACUUGGCAAUUAAUUCAUCAUCACUGGUACAACACUAUAAGGCCUGAAUGCGAAGCGAAGCCCGCCGAAUGCCAAAAGUUAAAGCAUUAUCUUCGAGACAAUACUGCCAUUAUCCGCGAAUACGCUGAACUCAAGGAAGCCAACGACCCUUUUUGGCACAUGGUACGAUUAUUUUACAUGCAAUUGGACGGUCUGGAAGCUGGAUGGAAAUUCGCCGUACGUCGGAGCCGCGUGUCGGUAUCAUUAGAACAUGAAGAUUUUCUUUGGCUCGCUCUCGCUUCCGAUUUACCCGGCUUCCAACAAGUAUUCAAUAUUUCUGAGCCGCCAAUGAGCUCCACGAUCUUUUUCAAGUUGCUUCCAAUCGGAAACUCGGAUCCUUUAAUCGCGAUCGGUCAACAGACAACAGCACCAUAUACUCAAAUGCUGAGACUCCUAAAGAAGUACACGUUCGGCUAUCAUGUAUCACCUACAAUAAAAACAGCCGCGUUAACGCCCGGUCGGUCGAUUGUAAUGUCGUCUUACCCUGGAGCGUUAUCAUCCCGAGACGAAUUCUACCUAAUGUACGGAGAAAACCGUGAACUUGUUGUUGCUGGGACACCUUUAUUAGUGACUAAUCGGAGCGAAUGGAGCUUUUUGUACCCGAAAGAUUAUGUAAUGCUCACCGUGAAACUGAUGGCAGCGAAUCGGCUGGCGACGGGCAGUCAGUCCUGGUUCAACACGAUGUCCCAUCCGAACGGUGGUGCUUCCGCGAUGCAAUGGAUUAGCUUUGAGCCACGUUCGAUGAAUGUUCUUCUGAUGGAACAAUUACCGAAGAUCACCGUCGGGACGAAUUACACCGAGGAUUUCAGAAAAAACGGUUUCAUAUCGUAUGUCGGCCUCUCGAACUUCCAGUGCAUCAGGGACACCGUACAACCCGGCAAGAAGGACGCGAAUCUCACCAAAACUUGUUUAACGCGUCUGGAGAACGUCACCACGCUCGAGAAGUUUGGAAGCAUGAUGCGUGGGUGCAGCCAGGAGGAUCGCGCACAAAAUUUGAAAAUUUCAGAUCCGUUGCAGAAAUUGACGGAACGCAAAGAUCUGGACGACGACGAGGCGCCGUACGGCGUCAUAGACACGAAGAUUUUUGCGAUCGGUGUGGACGGCAUCGAGAGCUUCGAGGUAACUUCCGGUCCGAGCACGAUGUUCAAGUGGUCCGAGAGUUUCCCGAAUAUUUCGCAUGUAGGCCACCCGGAUACAUUCAACUUCGAAAGCGUUACGCCGAAAUGGGUGUGGAUCUGACUAAAUCUCGUUUAAUUAACACUGUCCACAUACGACUAAUAUCUCUCUUUUCUAACUUUUUAAAACCACACAAUUAAUAUAAGCACGAUACCCGCCAAUUCCUCGCAAUCGGAUCUUCCUUUUACUUUAUAUAGGUACAAUUUUUAGGAUUGAGUUUUUAAGUAUUUUUGUAAUUGGCUCAUAUGUUAGCUACCUGUG